Messenger RNA from Limulus polyphemus (Atlantic horseshoe crab), 6392 nucleotides. Its product is annotated as ras GTPase-activating protein nGAP-like. NCBI's taxonomy places the organism in Eukaryota, Metazoa, Arthropoda, Merostomata, Xiphosura, Limulidae. The record is from RefSeq and is a predicted model, not a curated record. Gene Ontology annotation, biological process: regulation of GTPase activity.
CGACGGCGUUGGGGGUACGAGGUGUCAGCGCCACCUCCGUUAUUGGAGGAGGACGAAGACAGUGACCUUUCAGAGACAACUUCACUUCGAGAUGAAAGGUUACUCCGGUUUUCACCUUUAGAAUCCUCAUAUGAAAAGGCCUGCUCGGAACGCCGAGGCAGCGCCCCCACUACUCCCAUUCUUGGGCCCCGAAACAUGGAUGCAUCAACUCCUUCCCGUUUUGCGAACUUUUUCUCUAAGAGAUCUUUCAAAAGCAACCCUUUGAAACGGACAAAAAGUGUUACCAAACUUGAAAGGAAGCGAUGCACAAUAGAUGGUGACAGUGUUCCACCUUCACGGCUUCGUACCUCUCGGUCCCAUGAAUCUCUGUUGCAGUCUAGUCCAAGUGUACUGCAAAGGCUGGACCUUUCUCAAGGGGAUGUGCAGGUGAUGUCACUACAUGGUAGUCUUCUGGGUCAAGAUCAUUGCUUCCAGCUGACCUCUAGUGGAGGGACCACAUAUUAUUCAUGUCGCACUGCAGAAGAGAGAGAUAAAUGGGUUAACAGUUUACGUCAGUCUAUUAAUCCUCAACAAGAUAACGUGAGACGAACAGAAAAUUCCCUAAAAAUAUGGAUACUGGAAGCAAAAGGAAUCUCUUCAAAAAAAAGGUACUUCUGCGAGUUAUGUUUAGACAAAACUCUGUAUGCAAGGACAACUUCCAGACAGAAAGCUGACAUCUGUUUCUGGGGAGAACAUUUUGAAUUCAACAAUUUGCCUCAAGUAGAUACCAUCACAGUCAAUUUGUAUAGAGAAGCAGACAAGAAAAGACGGGAUAAAAACACGUUGUUAGGUGCAGUACAAAUUCCUGUGACUAGCGUAAAUAGUAGGCACAUGAUAGAAAAAUGGUAUCAAGUUUUGACAGAAAAAAAUGCUGGAAACAAAGAUGCCCCUUCAGUAAGGAUCAAAGCACGAUUCCAAACAAUAGACAUUCUACCACUUUCCUUAUAUAAUGAGUUUUUACAGUACCUGAAACUGGAGUACAAGUUUCUUUGUGAAAUUUUAGAGCCUGUUAUUAGUGUUCGUGCAAAGGAGGAAAUAGCCACCACAUUAGUCCACGUCAUGCAGAGAGAAAAUAUGGUCAAAGAUUUUCUUGCAGAUGUUGUAAUGGAUGAUAUUGAAAAGAUUGAUGACCAACACUUGACUUUCCGAGGAAACUCCCUUGCCACAAAGGCUACAGAAGCCUACAUGAAACUCCUAGGAGAUAAGUAUCUACAAGAUACACUGGGAGAGUUUGUUCGAACAAUUCUAGAAGGCUCAGAUGACUGUGAGGUGGAUCCCAGUAAGGUAUCCAAUAAUGCAGUUCUCCAACGGCACCAGUCUAACCUUUUAACUUAUGUAGAGAUGGCAUGGGUGAAAAUUAUCAAUUCUGCACACAACCUCCCAUAUGAACUAAGACAAGUAUUUUGUGAGUAUCGAGAAAGAUUAGCAGCCAUGGGAAGAGAAGAUGUUAGUGACAAUCUGAUCAGUGCAUCAGUUUUUCUAAGGUUUCUAUGUCCAGCAAUUUUGUCACCAAGUCUUUUUAAUCUGACCCAAGAAUACCCACAAGAUAAAGCAGCCCGAAACUUGACCCUCAUCACCAAAACUAUUCAAACAUUAGCAAACUUUACCAAGUUUGGUGGUAAAGAAAAUUUUAUGGAAUUCAUGAAUGAGUUUGUGGAGAAGGAAUGGAGUACUAUGAAAACCUUUCUUUGGCAAAUUUCUAGUCAUUUGUCUAAGGAUCACCAUUCUCAGUUAGAGUUUGAUGGCUAUAUAGACUUAGGAAGAGAGCUGUCUGUCCUUCACUCCCUACUUACAGACUGUCUUUCUAGAAUUAACAAAAAGUGUCAUUACGAACAAGUUGAGGCUUUAGAGCGCAUCUUGGAUGGAGUUUCAGCUGCAACAACCCAACCAACCUAUUUCCGACAGGUCAGUGCCCCUCCUCCAAGUGAAAAAGCCAAAGAACAGCUAGCAACAGCUUGUCAGGACACUGAAAAACCCAAUUACCAAAGUCUACAACUCACAAAAAUGUCUUCUUCCAACAGUAAAAAGAGUGGAGAACUAUCAAGUCAGAUACCAGUAAAUGGCUGUAUUUCCACAUCAACAUCACAUCAGUCGGUUAAUACAGAAAAUUCUUCACCAAAAUCACCACAUAAGUCAUCUACUCUGCCCAGAAAUACUUUUCUGCCAGGACCCAGUAAAAAAGCAGCACGAGACUUAUCAACAGCUGAUGAUUAUGUUUUAUUCAGUGCAUUAGAAAAUGACCUAAAGUCUGACCAGGUCCAGUUUUCAUCUACCAAAGAGAAAUCAACAUAUGGUAGUAGAGGAACACACUGCAGCACAUACUGUCGACCAAAUACUGUCCUUCCACUUAAACUCACGCAGUCAGUGUACAGUGAAGCCUCAGUCAGUGAAGCUUAUCCAUCAGAGUCUAUUUGUGUGGGUAAAGGAAUUCAAUGUGCAGAUAACAAUACUCCUUGUCCUAUCAUUCACCCAAAUCAAGAUUCAACUUACUGUUUGUCAGAGCUAAGAAAAGAAGCGGAGGGACUGACUGAAAGAUUUAGUCGACCCAACAGAAAAGAUUAUCCAGAUAUCAUAACAUUAGCUCCAGAUGAUGAUCCUUCAAAUUCUUCUGGAGAACUGGAUUAUCACAACAUUCAGGGAAGUCAGAUGUCCAUUAGUCAGCUGUCUACCAUGGCAUCGUCUGGCUACCAAUCCAUAGCCUACAGCCAGUCCAGCUCGCCUGUGGAUCUGCUUCAUCUGGAAACACAUGCUUGCCAUCAGGUAGCACCACCUCUAGCUUUCAACAAUCCUAUGUAUCACUUUCGUAAAAGUGGCAGCCCACGACAUGACAACACCAAACCCAUUCAGCCCAUCAGAGAUAGAGAAUCUGUGAGCAGUUCCCUAAGUAGCAACCACAGUGUUGAAGAUCUGUCAAUUGUUGGCAGACCAUGCUUAGGAAAUGCAGAGUCAGCACCAGUGGUCUCCAUGGUUUUAUCUCACUGUUAUCCCCCUUCUUCUUCCUCAGAAGGAGAUAGCUGUGAGUCCAGCCCUCCAAGAGAUCGUCACGCACCUUUCAAAUCAAGUGCUCCACGUACAAAUCCCCGAUAUCCCAGCUUACACAAGGUUGCAUCAUCAAAAGUGGCAUCUCAUUAUUGUAACACUUGUCCACGGGAGACUGGUCUUCGCAGGCAUAAGGGUGAAUGUCGAAUAUCCAUUGAUGUUGCCAAAAUAAAUGGGAGAAAAGUAGAAGAUUUGUGGGAUAGUGAUUCCCAAGAUUCUGCCUCUGAGCUUCAGGGAGCAUUGUCCAAAAAACAAUCACCUCAGAGGGGAAAAGCUCUUCACAGAAAAAAUUGUAAAGUAAAGAAAACCAUUGAAGAGUAUGAACAAGAAAUAGAAAAUCUAAAACAUUUAAUGACUGAGCUACACAGUAAACUGAAUCAGGCGGAAGAGAAGAUGUCUCGACAAGAGUUCACCACAGAGCAAGUUAUGGCUGACUGGCAGGCUAAGUUAGAAGCUGGUGAGGAGCGUUUGAAGAAACAGCAAGAAGAAAAAGAUCAGCAAAUGAAAAGCAUCAUUACCAGGUUGAUAACUGUAGAAGAGGAGCUGCGACGUGAGCAGCAGGAAAUGCAAGAGCUAAUUGUAAUCAAGCAGAAGGUGAUUGAAGCACAAGAGAGAAAAAUCCAUUCUCUUGAUUGUGCCAACAUGCGACUGAUGAAUGCACUGAGCCAGCUGAAGGAACGUUACAAACUUCAGGGACAAAAUGGAUUGUCAAAUUCUUCUCCAUUAAAAGUAGCUCUCAUGGAAAAUGGAGAACUUCCUUACAAGAGUAGUUCCUGCUAGUUUGAAUCCAGUUGAAUGUCAGUUUACUUAAAGGCUUCCACCUAGAUGACUUGUGCCUCCAUGAUGUGGUGCUAGCAGGUUGUUGCUAUUAAAUGUAUCAGCCAGUGGUGUACUUUGCUUUGGGAUUUUAGAAAAAGCUAUAUUAUUUGUCACAUUUUCUCACUACUGGUUUUCAAAAUAAAUUUAAUUAUAUUGUUUCUUCAAAAAACAAAUGCAAUAUUGUAUGAAUACUUAAGUAGUUGAGUGCUGUUAUUUUUAUUGUACUUUUAACAGUAUUUCUCUUACAUUGAUGCAUAUUAUUAUAAUUGUGUACUAUAUUAAAAUUGGUAUGUCAAAUGAAUACCAGAAUCUUCUAUUAUCACCCAACUUUCCUUAAGUUCUUAUUAAAACUGUAGAUACCUAGAUUUUCUGUUUCAUAAAUUAUUGGCAAGAAAAAAAAAGACAAUAUGUUUCUUGCAACAAAUUAUUUUCUUUUUUGUUUUCACUCAUGCAAACUAUUUGGAACGUUUUAACAGUUUCAAAAACUUUAGGAUGAAUCAGCAAUUUAUUUUUUCAGUUCUGUGGAUGCAUUUGAUAAAUUUAUUGUAAAUUUGUUUGAAUAUUUCUUCAGAAUUCCAAUGAUGUUAGAUUUGCAUGGUGGAGUUUUGUUUUUGUUGAGCCUUCUCUGUAAUUCCUGUGAAAACUUUCUGAAUUCUCAUAAUCCUGAAAUCAUACUAAAUUUUCUAAGGCUCUUUCAGUGUGUAAGUGUUGCCUGUUUUGUAGUCUAGUAUAGGUCUAUUAACUUUCAGUGUGUAAACCUUCAUUCAUCUUUUGACAUCUCAUUAUCUCUAGGUUGCUGUUAAAAUGUAAGAUAAGGGUAUUAUGAGAUUACUCUGUAUACUUUUAUUACAUUUGUUACUUCCCAGAAAUUGCUAAGUAUUUUAUUUAGUUAGUCAGAUGUUACCAGUGAUAUUUAAUAAUUGAUUAUAAUUAAAAUACAUUUGUAUUCUUUGUUGUUCUACCCAUCAAAUUAAGACACUAAAUGCUCUUAAUACUCUGAACCAAACACUGACCAAAAUCAGUCUGUACUUUAUUUGGAAGCAAUGAAACUAGUCUACUGUUUUAAUUCCAACUAGGUACAUCACUGUUUUUUUUCACUGGUUUUAUGUUGCUGUGUAGGUGCCCCCCAUCCAACCUGCCACAAAAGUGCAUUUAUUUUAUCCAGUAGAAAAAAAACAGAAAAUAAAUUUACAAUAUAAAUAAAGUUUGUGUUUAGCAGUUUAUAGUAUUCAUAAUUUAACAGUGAAAUUUUAACAACUUUUCUGGGCAUCACUUGAAUGUUUUUAUGAAACUUGAGUGUUGUUGGAAAAUUUAGAGAAUAUUUUGUUCUUUUUUUUAUCUUUUUAAUACUUGUCUGUUUCGUUGAAGGGCACACAUGUGGAACGUUUAAAAAUAUUUCUAAGUAGAACAUCUGUGUUUGAACUGGUUUAACAGUAUAUCAGUAUAUAUUUUCAACUUAUUGAUGCUUGAUAAUGUUUUAUUAUCAUGUUUUCACAUUUUUUCUCAUUGUAUUGAAUUAUGCAAUUCAUCACUUUUGAAGCAACUUGGGUGGGCCACCUUCUGAAAAGUUUUGUUUUAUUCACAGCAGGUUGCUGUAUGUUAGUGUACAUGUAUAUAUGGAUUGUGUCAAAAAUCAUUUUAUCCAACAGCUUUGAAAGCUGUCAUAGUUUUAUCCACACAUCCUCUUUUUGGGUAUUUCAGUUUAUGUGCUCUUGCAUCUUGAUUGUCAUAGGAUAAUAACUGUAUUUGUUAUUUCAUAAAACCAUGUAAGUUCUGUGAAACAAGAUAUUUUACUUUGUAUAUUAAUGUUUUGCUUUGAUGUUCACAUAGAUUUAGAUAUUUUUAAGAAUGUCUAGAGGCUUUGAAAAUGAAGACACAACUAUGUGUUUUGUGAUAUGUGGUUUGUAAUAUUUUGCUUAAAGAUAUACAAACUGAUGAGGAGAAAAGAUGUUAGGUUUUCAAAGUGCUAUAGAGUGAGAGUUUACAAGUCAUAACGUUUCAAUUUUAUUUCAUUGACCUGUGUAAGUAUCAGUUUUUUUCUGUGAUUUCAGUAUUGUAUUUUUGUCAUUGCUGAAACCACAUCUACAUUUCAGGCUCAUUACAUACAGCCAUAGAUUUUUGAUGAAAUCGUCCAAAUAAACAAAAUAAUCAUGGAGAUAUUCUUAUUUCUCUACACUUUAAAUGGAAGCACUUUCAGGCAAACAAAAAAAUUUAAUAAACCUCAGAAACAUUGUUAGCCCUUGGAUAUAAGACUUUCCAGAUUAAAAAAAAAGAAGUUUACUAAACCAUUGUAAUACUUUUAAUCUUUAACGUUGAAGCUCUUCUCUCGAAAUAGGUAAAAUAACUACAUUAGACUUCAAUAAUGCUGUUAGUAUUUGAAUUUACAUUAGUUUUGCAGAAUUGGAAGUUUCUUAAAAAUAUUUCAAACUUGGAUAUCCACUUUUCUCUGAAAAAUACUAUGUAGUCUCCAUAGUAGAUCUAUGUAAAGCAUAAAA